This is a messenger RNA of Sycon ciliatum, 1436 nucleotides long. Its product is annotated as transcription elongation factor 1 homolog. Gene Ontology annotation, molecular function: RNA polymerase II complex binding. The coding region runs from base 266 to 517 and encodes 83 amino acids. The record is from RefSeq and is a predicted model, not a curated record. Gene Ontology annotation, cellular component: transcription elongation factor complex. The transcript has 3 exons. NCBI's taxonomy places the organism in Eukaryota, Metazoa, Porifera, Calcarea, Leucosolenida, Sycettidae. Gene Ontology annotation, biological process: transcription elongation by RNA polymerase II.
UCAAAAGUUGCUGAGAAUAUGAACAAUUUCGAGAACAAGAUAAUAUCGAGAUAUCUUUGACUUUGUUUCUGCCCCUACCCUGGAACCUGAAGCACUGGCACUUGCUGCAGCUGUAACUUCAGAUCACGUUGUAGAUCGAUCUAAACAAUAAUCCAUACCCGGCCGUAUCUGGGUCUUCUGCUAUUCGUUGUCGAACGGAGAUUGACAGAUGAUUUUUGAUUGAAAUAACUGGACGACCGAGUGUGUGAGAAACUUCUGUGCCGAGAUGGGGAAGAGGAAGUCAAAGAGAAAGCCGCCGCCUAAGAGGAAGCUUACGGGCAACCUAUCCAAAGUUUUCAAUUGCCCUUUCUGCAAUCACGAAAGUUCCUGUGAGGUGGUUAUGGAUCGAGCAAGAAGUACGGGCAUUAUAUCAUGUCGAGUAUGCUUAGAAGAUUUCCAGACAAGUAUCACAUAUCUCUCCGAGCCUGUUGACGUGUACGCAGACUGGGUGGAUGCGUGUGAAGAAGCUAACAACUGAUCCUGUGCUUCAAGUGAUGAGAAAUGCACGAACGCUGCCUAGCAGAAAGGUAGUUUAGUGUAUGUGUGUGUGUGUGUGUGUGUGUGUGUGUGUGUGUGUGUGUGUGUGUGUGUGUGUGUGUGUGUGUGUGUGUGUAUGUGUGUGCAUGUGCGUGUGUGUGUGUGUGCGUGCACGCGCAUGUGUGUGUUUGUGACAGUCAGUUUUACAGUCAAAGCAAGCCCUUUGCAUCCGUCUCCUGUCCAACUAUUAGCCUUUAUAUAUAUACCUCUACGAGACUCACGUGUACAUACACACAACAAAACACUUGAUGUCCGCCGACAAGUCUGGUCUUCUGUAUUUUACUCAUUGCACCUUGAGCGGAGUUCCAUCUUUCAUCUUUUUCUUCUUCUUUUUACCAACAUAUUGUGUGUUGAAUCUCGUCAGUCUUCCUUAGCGAAUUUUUUGUUGUCCUGUGCUUUGAUUUAUAUUGUUAAUUCAGCUUUGUGUCAUACAGAGAGUACAUAACAUUUAUGCACUCUUGGUCACAUCCGUGUUCUGGUCCAAGGUAGAAUCAUUUUAUUGUUCAAAGAGUUUAGUUCUUUUCUUUUUUUUGCUCGUUUAUGUUAUUACAUUUGUAGCCUCUGGUAGCGCUUUAGUCACCUUUAUCAAGUUAUGUUUUCAGUACUACAGUACUAUGUAAUGGCGUUGUAGUUCUGCUUGAAGUUUGCUUGUGUUGGCAAAUGUUGUUGAGAAGUCCACUUUGUUAGCACAGCGUAGGACGCUUCGGUGUACACUCUUUGUAGCGGGUCCAGCUAGUGCAGCUGGACCUAUGAAGAGUUCGCUGGCCAUAGUGCGUUCUUAGCAAUACGGUGUCAAUACCCCCAUUUUAUUACAAUGCAUAAAUGAGUUGUUUCUCUGCAAUACUAUGCAAGUCUCAUGA